AUGUCUUCAGAAACGACCUCCACCGUCCCCAAGACGAGCUUCCUAGGCUUGCCAUCGGAACUGCGCGAGCAGAUCUACCGCCACUACUUUAAAGCUGCCGGUGGUUACGUCUACGAUGCUGCGACCGAGACUCUUAGGCAGACUGAUGGCACGCCUGUCGACAUCGCGCUUCGGUAUGCCUGUCGCUCCAUCGCGUACGAAACGAGAGAUUACCCAUUUCAACUCAACUCCAUCAAGUUUUCCACAGUUCACCGCGAUGACUGGCAGGAGACAGCUGCUAUUCACACCUACGUCGUACUCUAUCACCACUACCUACAAAUGGGUUUACUAACUCAUCUGAGAGAUCUUGUCACUCCCGACAUGUAUGAAUGCUCCAACCACAGUCAUCGGGAGUAUAUGCCUGCAAUCAAGAGAGAAAUCGAUCGGGUUAUUGCUUAUAUAUUAGAGAUGCCCAGAACAAAUGUAUUCAGUGGGUGCGAGAUGUAUCGGACGGACGGAGAUCCUCCGGGUGAUGAUUACUGGGCUGGCAGUCUGCCAACGAUGAACAGGAAGUUUAAAGACAAGACCAUUGUUUUCAACGACACAGUUGCCUACCUCCUACGAAUACUUGCCAAGAGACACCCUGAUCAAUUUGCUCAAGCUGUUGAUGUCAUGCUUCCUGGUUGGCCAGACUCGCAUCCGGCCUCUGAGGUCCUCGACCUAAAAUUCGAGCCCUGGGCGAUCCCUUCUCAUUCCGAAGCCAUAUCGAUGGCUAAAACACUACGGCUGGAAGGCCCGGUCGAUUGCUACACAGAAUGGAGGGUCAAUGCGGACGCAGGCUUGGAUGACCCAAUGUUUACCGGAACAAGAUACCAGUACCGCCAAAUGGGUUUCUUUUCAGCAACCGCUGUGGCCAUAAGAUUUUUGAAGCGGAUUCCUGAAUACCAACGUCUCAACAUGCGGAAGCUAAUUCUCGACGAAGAUCGCCCUGCUGUAGGUCUUGCUAUGUGUCACGGCAUCGGAUUAAUUCCCUUCUGCAAAGAGAAUACAAAGCUACAUAUUGAGCACUGCUGGAACCUAUGGACGACACUUCUUUUGCGAACGGAGCAACGCUGGAUCUCGAGCUUGACCAUGAAUUUCGAGUUGUCGCCCGAAAAAUACCAGGAAUGGAUAGACGAUGAUUCCGAUUUUGGGCCAUGGACAUUGCACGAGGCCAGCAAACAGAGGUUUUCUAAUAUAUUUCACGCAUGGUGUAUGAAUAUUCUGGAUGUUGUAAAUUCCGGUAUGCCCUUACAGUCAUACACAGUCAUGAUUGAAGGAGACCCCGAUCUCAACCUCUCGACGCUUGCAUUCCACGAUGUCAUGGCACGCAACAUUGCCUGGCUAACACUCAAUACCGAUUGUGUAGCGAGGGGUCUAUUUGCCCCUCCAGACCAUCAUGACUAUCCUUUGAUGACGAGACCCUCUAUCGAAGGAAGCGACUCUUCCGACACUAGAAGCUCGCUCAUUCAAUGCAACUUCACACUUGAUCAACCGUGGGAUUUGGAGAAGAUAGUGGAGGAGUACUCCGUUCAGCGCCAACCCUAUCGUCCCUAUCGACCGUGGGACAAUAUCUUGGAUCCUGGUUCUGAUGAUUUCAGAGUUCUCACUGACACGCUGGACUACAAGAAGCUCCAGCUUUUGUGGGUCGACCGAAAGCCGAGAUCAGAGGACGAUCUGGCUGCAAAACAAGGAAGACAGUGA
This is a messenger RNA of Fusarium pseudograminearum CS3096, 1722 nucleotides long. RefSeq lists its product as uncharacterized. The transcript has a single exon. Lineage: Eukaryota; Fungi; Ascomycota; Sordariomycetes; Hypocreales; Nectriaceae. The record is from RefSeq and is a predicted model, not a curated record. The coding region runs from base 1 to 1722 and encodes 573 amino acids.